Molecule: messenger RNA, 1611 nt
Organism: Histoplasma mississippiense
Lineage: Eukaryota; Fungi; Ascomycota; Eurotiomycetes; Onygenales; Ajellomycetaceae
Exons: 3
Coding region: 1-1611 (536 amino acids)
Source: RefSeq, a predicted model, not a curated record
AUGGCGAUGCCGCCUGUUACUGCUGGGCAUCCAGUAUCAUCAUCUACUUCAUCUUUGAGCCGCUCACGAGUGCAAGCCGUGGCGCUGCGAUCGCGAGCAAGGGGAAAGGGCCGUGCGCGUAUUGGUCGUUCAAAAUCUUUGAACGGGAUCACCCAUGACGAACCUCUGCCGAGUCAAACUCACUCGGAUCCCCCGCAAACCCCUCGAGCAAAAAGAGCUCGAAAGACAAAGGAAGAGAUCGCUCCUGAAAAUGGCAUUUCGGAAUCGAGCACUCCGCGUCCCACCCGUCAAUCUGCUAGGAUUCUUUCCAAGUUUCAUCAUAUGAGCUCCGUACCUGAGGCGCUUGACGACUUGGCCAUACAACAACCAGACUUCAAUAGGCCUCUUGAUAUCCAUAUUGGUUCCGACGAAUUGGAGGCCAAUGAAGAUGAUGCCUCGUCAAAAUCGCCCAGUACAGUUACUAGGAAAUCCGAUUCUCAGUCAAUUUCAUUAAGAUCGACAUGGACAGAUUCUUCUCGACCUCGUCGCAGUUCGGGCUAUAAAACUGAACUGGAAACUUCUCCCGAGGAAGUUUUGAAGCCUCAAAGCAAGUUUGUAGAAGCCAAUGCGGAGAAAGAUAAAAAUCCGGCUACAAAACCAGACGUUAGACCUGCGAGUAAGCAGGCCAGCCAUGUGGUUACGAGGAAGCGAAAUUCCGCUAGCAAGCGUGAUGAGUCGGCGGAGGUUCUAAACAACAUGGAAAUGUCAACUGCCAACAGUGGAUUGGAUUCCCCACCAUCUGAGAGAGUCGAGGAUGAUAAAAUUGGUGGUGAUGAUAUGGAAAUAAUAGCCCCAGAAGCCAGGCGCCCGUGGCCGCUGCCGCGACUUAAGACCCGCAAUGCAGACUCGCCUGCUCGGUUAACAGAACUGGAAUCUUCUUUACGGGCAGGCGAAUCCCCUCCAACGGAGAUAUCGGAUUCUCGAGCUGCAACCCCGUCUGAAACUGGAGAGUUGUCUGCCGGCCCGUUGUCAACACUUCCGAGCCGAGGUCGUGGACGCGGUGGAUUUAGAGGAAGGGCAAGAGGCAGAGGAUGGACCCGUGGUCGUGGGAGAGGCGGUCGGGGUCGGGGUGCUGGGAGAGGAGGGCGUGGUGGCAGACUCCAACCAAUAGAUCGCGAGAUGUCUCUGUCUCCCAGCCCAGUCAUCAAGCAACUCCGUGACAGACAAAAGGAACUGGAUAAGGUGUUUCGUCGAGUCGCAUCGGCCCAGCGAACAGCGCUCACCGUCAUUGCAAAUCGAUCAGAGUCUAAACUCAUGAAAGAUCCCAAUGCACACAUGGCUGUCCCAGAAUACGACCAAGUAAUGAAUGGUCUUAAAGCGAGAAUGCGCAAGAGACUGGAAAUAAUUGAAAAUGAAUACAAUUGGCGUAAAAAAUCUGCGGAUGCCAUGCUCGAGGCUAACAAAGAACUUAUCAAUAGUAACUUCCAUGAUAAAUCCUGGCAUGUUAGGAAGGAGCAUCUCCUCGCUGCCCAAGGGAGCUAUAUGGCUUUUGUGGAACAGCGUCGCCAAGCUGAGGACGAGGAUCACACUGAGUUCGUUUGUCAGAGACCCGAAGGGUGCCGCACUCUAUGA